This is a messenger RNA of Lymnaea stagnalis (great pond snail), 12766 nucleotides long. The record is from the annotation of a GenBank genome assembly. NCBI's taxonomy places the organism in Eukaryota, Metazoa, Mollusca, Gastropoda, Lymnaeidae.
AUAGAACAAGACGCACGCUUUAAAUUAAAACAGCAAGUUGGUCAGACUUCAAGGGCCAGCACUGACACGCUGUGCGCGCGGGUCUCGCGGCCGUCAGUGAUGUGGGUUGGUCACAGUUCAGAGGACACUUUAGCGGCAACGCGAGGCCCGUGGACAUCUUAAAGGGGGAAGAUCAGUCUUCUCGUUAGUUCUAGGUUUCUCCCCAAGUGAUGGCGCGCAUCAAUAGAUUCACCUGGAGAUAUAUGCCAAAGAUCGUACUUGAAGGUAUGUCAUCACACCAACAAAAAAAAAAAAAUGUAUGUCAUUUUACCAGAAGCAUUGCAUUCGAGCCAGAGGGUAGGUCAUUUCACCAGUGAGUAGGUCUUUUCACCAGUGCGUAGGUCGUUCUGAAACAUUAAACUUUUAAAGGUGUUCAUUUAAAAACAAACGGUUUUUCUAAAAAACGCGUGGGGCAACAUAGGUGGUAACGGAUUUGGGGGGGGGGGGCGCGGGCACGAGGGACGACAAAGCUGGUAGAUGACUGGGGCAACAUAGGUGGUAGAUGACUGGGGCAACAUAGGUGGUAGAUGACUGGGGCAACAUAGGUGGUAGAUGACUGGGUCAACAUAGGUGGUAGAAGAUUGGGGCAACACCGCUGGUAGAAGAGUGGGGCAGCAUAGCUUUAGAAGAAUGGAGCAACAUAGUUGUAGAAGAGAAGGGUAACAUACAUGGUUGAAGAGCGGGACAUACAUUUUAAUAAAUAGAUACAUUUAAAAAAAAAAUUAUUUUAUACAAUUUUUUCCAAACCAAACCCUUUCUCGCACACGAUGGGCACACCCCAGAAUGUCGCUGCACACGCGUGCAAUUUACUCUGUAACAUAUGAUUGGGAAAUUGCACGAUAAUAUCCCUUCUGCCCAUGGGCGUCCGCAGGGGGGGGGCAAGGGGGGCACUUGCCCCCCACCCCCUGGAUUGAUUGGAUAACAUUUUUUUAGACAAAAAUAGAGAAAAAAUGUAUUAAAGUAAAGAGAAAAUAAAGAGAAAGUAACUAAGCUGAUGUCCUGUCCGUUCGUUCACCAUACAAAUACGCUACAAUAAAUUAAAACUACAUUAAAACAUUACUAAAAAAUGUUUGCCCCCCCUCCCCCCCCUAGAAAGUUUUCUGCGGGCGCCCAUGCUUUUGCCCCUUUCCUUCUAUCUGUAAGGCUGCAAUAAGUCAAUGAUCGCCCCUUGUGCAUUUUAAUGUAUUAAACGUUUUUGUUGUUGUUGUUGUUGUUCUGUCUUGAGAAAAUGUUGUUCUUGUUUUGGAGGAGGUCUUUUCAAAAUGAUUUUGAAUAUUUAUUUUUUUUGUUUUUUUUUUUGGGGGGGGGGGGGGGGGGUUUUUUUUUUUUUUUUUUUUUUUUUUUUUUUUUUUUUGUAAUAAAACUUUUAUUUAAAGGAUAACAAAAUGUUUAAUGUUCUUUUUUUUUUUUUUUUUAGCUUUAUCUAGCGGUUAAAAUUUUGUUUUCAUGAACAAUUUGUAAAUGUGUUGGCGAUGGUUGGAAAUCUGUACAUCAAUAGCAUUGUGGCCAAGUUGGCUAAAUAAGACAGUACAUGUUAGCCUCAGGUUGCUUUAGACGCUUAAGCAUAGUGGGUGGAAAGAAAGAAAGAAAGAAAGAAAGAAAGAAAGAAAGAAAGAAAGAAAGAAAGAAAGAAAGAAAGAAAGAACGAAAGAAAGAAAGAAAAAAAGAAAGAAAGAAAGAAAGAAAGAAUAGAAAGAAAGAAAGAAAGAAAGAAAGAACGAAAGAAAGAAAGAAAAAAAGAAAGAAAGAAAGAAAGAAAGAAAGAAAGAAUAGAAAGAAAGAAAGAAAGAAAGAAAGAAAGAACGAAAGAAAGAAAGAAAAAAAGAAAGAAAGAAAGAAAGAAAGAAAGAAUAGAAAGAAAGAAAGAAAGAAAGAAAGAAAGAAAGAACGAAAGAAAGAAAGAAAAAAAGAAAGAAAGAAAGAAAGAAAGAAAGAAUAGAAAGAAAGAAAGAAAGAAAGAAAGAAAGAAAGAACGAAAGAAAUUUUCUAGUUUCUCUGAUCUUUGCACUGCUCAGUUUCAGGCGGGUGUCCAUCUGUGAAUGUGACGUGCUGGAGACACCAGCACACCCAACAGAAGAGCUCCUCCUCAGCGGAGUUCAGCGAGCCGAAGAUCGUCACACAAGUGCCCGGGCCGAAGACGAAAGAGCUCUCCAAACGUCUCGGCCAAUAUCAGGUUUGUGAUGGGCUGGAGAUUUUGCAAUGUGAGAUUUAAAUAUAGUUGGCUUGUGAUUGCAUGGCUGAUUUUUUAAUUUUUUUUUUACUUUGAGUUAUCUAGUUAUAAGCUUAUGAUGUUUUCUUUUUUUAAAACUAAAAAUGAAUGAAACGUGAGAAUGUUGCAAAUGUUUUUUUUUAACACUAAAUUGACCAGCAUCAGUGAAAAGAAAACACUACAAAAAACAUAAUUAGAAGUACUAGGAAUAGUGAGAUCCAUCUCCUGACUGUGUUGAAACAGCCCCAACCCCCCCCCCCCCCACACACACACAGACACACACUUCCCGAUUUUUUUAGCCGGCUUCUUUAUAACGCAUAUUUAUUUUCUAUAUUCAUAUUGAUCGUCCACGCUGUAGACCAGUUUGAAUCCUCAAAGAUGUGUCCACGGCGGCCAUGAUGUUACACGUCAACAAGGUCUAAAACAAAAAUGGCGGACAAUGUAUCAGAGAAAAUGUCACGAAUCACUUAAAUUCUACUAACGUUCUUGUAAAAUUCUGUAUCUAACGUCAUUGUCACGUGACCGUUUCUCUCUCUCUCCCCCCCCCCAUACAGAACAUUGAUGCCGUCCACUUCUUUGUGGACUAUGAACGAUCUCGUGGUAACUAUGUUGUGGACGUGGAUGGGAACAUUCUGCUGGACAUGUUCACACAGAUAGCCUCAAUACCCCUAGGUAAUGUUGACAGACUCAAUACCCCUAGGUAAUAUUGACAGACUCAAUACCCCUAGGUAAUGUUGACAGACUCAAUACCCCCAGGUAAUGUUGACAGACUCACUACCUAUAGGUCAUGUUGACAGACUCACUACCUCCAGGUCAUGUUGACAGACUCACUACCUCUAGGUCAUGUUGACAGACUCACUACCUCUAGGUCAUGUUGACAGACUCACUACCUCCAGGUCAUGUUGACAGACUCACUACCUCUACGUCAUGUUGACAGACUCACUGACCCUAGGUAAUGUUGACAGACUCACUAUCCCUUGGUAAUGUUGACCACGGGCGAGGCAAUGAUUUUCCCAAGAUCAAGAAUGAAAGGGGGGUUGAAUGAAAUAACUAUCCACUACGUAACAAGGUCACUAACGCCACCAGGUGGCGUUGAUUUCCCUAAACAUAAUUCCUGCUAACUGCGCUAAAUGACAUUCUGAAAAAUAUCUUCUAUUUUUAAAAAAAAAAUUAUAAUUUUUGUUUUAAUUCUUAAAAAUAUCGCAUGCGCGUUUGAUGCGUGAUAUUUUCUGUCGUUUUACGGUAAUAGAAUCACGUGACCUCUAGUGCUGUAAAUCUGUGGCGUAACGAAGUGUGGGAUCAGGGGGCGGGGGCGCACCGGGGGGGGGCAUAAUUGGGGACUUCGUAACGUGCAUUACUUCAAUUCCCGUUUUGUCCAGCAACUGUCGCAGAUGGGGAAAUUGGUUUGGUGGGCUUUAGCUGGCAUGCGUAAGAAAUACCACUGGGGUGGAGGGGUAUGUAGAUCUGGAGUCAUUUUAUUGGCACCCUUUCGUAAUUUAAAAUAUCGCGCCCUUCUUUUUUUUUUCUCCCCCCCCCUUCCCCCUCCCCUCCCUGGGAUUGUGGGUUGAGGGCCAUUAAUUAAUAGAUGACAUCAUUCAAAAACUUACUUUACUAUACACAUUAUUCCAUAAUCAUCUAUUUCAUUUAAAGCCCAUCAUGUCAGUGAUUGUCUUACUCCGAUUCUCUUUUCGUCAGGCUACAACCAUCCCAGGUUAAUCGCUGCAAUGUCAGAUCCCAAAAAUUUGGUGAGUCACGUCCCCUUGUUCAAUCUUCAAACUAGCAGCACGCACAUUAUGUCAUGUCUUCUUCUUCUAUAUCUUAAGGGCCCACGAUCAAUUUAUUGAUCAUUUUGGCUCCUAUGCAUGUAGAUGGGAUUUGCAAUGUUUCUGUUCCUGGUGUUGAUGAGGAAAUCAUGCACAAUGGGUUUGAAGGCUGGAGGCAAUAGACACAAAUGUGUCUAGUGUUUUCGCCCCAACCGUUCCUUUUGAAAGAUUGUUCCAGUCCCUGAUUGUCUUGGGCAGGAAUGAGCAGCUCCUAUACUGGCUUCUUGCUGGUAGGAGCCUGAAUUGCCUGUCAUGGCCUUACUUUUGGGUUAUGACAUAAUUUCAUGGGCUGAUUAAGGCCCCUGGGGGGGGGGGUCAGACUUGUCGAAUACGUCACUUUAGAAUUCUACUAUAAUUAUUUUUAUUUAUUGGUUAUUAGGUUUUAUGUUAUUAUAUUUUUUGAAUAUAUGUGCGUGUGUGUGGUGGGUUGGGGGGGGGGUGGGGGGAGUGGGGGUCACCCGACCGUCCACAAGAGACGAAUGUUUUAAACUGCAAGUUACAGAACUGUGAGGACCGGGGCAAGGUGGGUUUUUUUUAUGGAGAAUCAGCGAUUUCCCAUUCAGCCGAUACCACCCCACCCAACAACUUUUUUUUCUUUUCUUUUUUUUUUUACUUCCGCGCAGCUGAUGAAUGCAAGGGAAUGUAUAAGAUUAAUUAAAAUCCUUCUCUUCUGUCGACUCUUCUCGUCUAAAGCUUUUAAUGACAUGCCUUUGUGAUGAACCAUAUUGAUUAUAUCUAUAGUCAUAAAACAAUUCACGAGCCAACAUUUUAAUCACAAAACAACCACAUAGAAUAGUUACUAUUACCAUCCAACGAAGCGACUCCCAAUGCGCCCCCUCCCCACUAGGAUCACUUUAGAGGUGCCCAAAAAAAAAAUACGAGUGAGACGUCACCGUUACAUUUCUAUCUCAUGUUAAGAGAGGAACGCGCCCAACGACCAGAGAAGAGAGAAUUUAACUCUUCUAGCAUGGUUAACACGUCAGACAUUUCACGCUCAAACUUUUAAAGAUUUACACCAGUGACACCCCCCCCCCCCCCGGUGCCGAUGGCGCUCACCACUCUUGUUGCCAUUUUUUGUUUUUGCGUCAGAGAAGAGAGAAUUUAACUCUUCUAGCAUGGUUAACACGUCAGACACUUCACGCUCAAACUUUUAAAGAUUUACACCCGUGACCCCCCCCCCCCCCCGGUGCCGAUGGCGCUCACCACUCUUGUUGCCAUUUUUUGUUUUUGCGUCCGCAGACAAGCUUCAUCAACAGGCCUGCUCUGGGAAGUUACCCGUCUGAAGACUUUGUAGACAGACUUGAGAAAAGUCUGCUGUCGGUGAGUACAGACAUGCUCGGUGAGUAGCGGUGGAGUGUUGACUAGGCCAACACACAACAUCCGGUGAGGUUGUGGGGGGUGGGUUUUAAAGGCCAAAAUUAACAUUGAAAUAAGCGCAACUUUUUCGUAGCGCGUGUAAAAAUAAUUGCCUCAACUUGAAGUGCGCCUAUUUUGUAAUGUAUUUAUCUCCCCCCUCCCCCCCCCCAGUGGCGCCACCCGGACUGCGUCACGUACAGACAGCUGGUUGCGGGACCUGCUCCAAUGAGAAUGGUCAGAAGGCGAUUUUCAUGGCGUACCAGGUCAGUAUCAACAAUCUGUGUGACAUGAAUGUUUGAUAUAUGUCAGUUAUAUGUGACCACAUCCAUUCGUUGAUAUGUUAACGUUUCAGUAGCUCUAUUCAUUCACCGCAUGUUCAUAUAUUUUUUUAUAAUAUAUUAUAUACACUAAUUUAAAUGUAAAAAAAAAAAAUGUAAGCUAUUUGAAGAUGUCUUAAAAUGCAGCUAGAAAGCCAAAUGGCGUAACAAAGGGGAUAUUGCCCCCUUGAGCUAGCGACCCACGAUAAGCCACUGAACCAAUCCCAUUUUGUUUUUGCUUUUUUGUUUGUUUUGGUAACCCGUUUGUUGUUGCUGCUGCUGCUAGUUUCAAAGGUUUCACGACAGAAGCUUGGAUCCAACAGGUGAACUAUUUUCUGCCGCUAAGAGACAUUGACGGGUUCCCGUUCCCACUGCCGUUCCCAAUACAGGCCUGCAAUGAUUUAUUCUUGUUACAAGAUGACAGCUGAAUGCAAGAAUUGUAUUAUUCUAGCGGUGGUUCUCAACUCACCAGCAAGGCAAUGAUGGUGCUCAAUCAUAAAAUAUUUUUGUAAACAUAUUUUCACUUGUUUGAUGCGCAGCCUUUGAGAAGUCAGCGCGCGAAAGCGUGUGUUUAAUGGAAAAAGAAAUAUGCAUUCAGAAUAAAUAUCUUACAUUUAGGAUUUAUAAGUUUUGGAGAGACACGAAAAUUAUUAACGAAUAAAAUUGAAUGUGGUUUUUUUUGGUGUUUUGUUUUUUUACAAAAUCAUUUAUAAUGACUUCGAUUUUGUGUUUUUAAGGCAAAAUCUUCUGCUAAGCGACGCACUCUCCGGUCAGGCCAUCGAGCAGAAACCUGGCACGGAGAUUCGUUGCCGAUGACACCAUAUCCUAUCAAAUGUUCAGCCCCCACCUCCCCCAACCAAAAAAACUGUUUAUCGAGGAGAAGAUGAAUGAAUUAUGAUGACAUCGAGUUCACUAAAUAAAAUUUCCGAUAACUGCGCUAGAUAAGAAUCAAUUUUUUAAAUUUUUUUUUAAAUUAUUUUUUUUAUUUUAUUAUUUAUAUAUUUUUUUUUCAUUAUUUUUUUUUUUAAGUAUUUAUAUUUUUUUAAGUUAUUUAUUUAUUUUUUUAUUAUUUAUAUUUUUUUAAAUUAUUUAUUUAAAAAAAAAAAUAUUUAUAUUUUUUUUAAAAUUGCACGUGCAGUAGGUGCGUAAAAUUUGCCUUUUGUUUUUGUCUCAAGCGGUGAAAUAAAUCUGCGGCGUAAAACUAGCAGGUGGAUCAUUCGAAUAUUGAUAGAGUUCAGGGGCGUGGGAAAAAAAAUGUGUGGUUGCGAGCCUUGGGGAAGGGGGCACCAAUUGGAAUGCUUAAAAAGUGCGUUACCUGUAUGCGUUACCUGUAUGCGUUACCUGUAUGCAUGUUUUGUCAAAUUUUCAGCCCCCUCGCCCCCCCCUUUUUUUUUCCCCCUCACCAUAACAUUUUACAAAGGAUUUUUAUUCAUCUUUCAAUCACGUCGGGGGGGGGGGGGGGGGGGUGGAUUUUUCUUUCCGAAAAAUGGGGGGGGGGGGGGUGGGGGGGGCAUUGUUCAUUCCGAAAAAAGGGGGGGGGGUUGGUUGUGUUCUAAACAAGUUGUAAAACCCCGCAUUAUAAAAGGGGAUUUCCCAUAGUUUCUAGAUAAACGUUGGAACAGAGUUCAAUAUAUUUUAAUUGCUUAAAAGGGCUUAAGCCAAAAGAUGGCCGACCUGAUAACCUUGCUAACGUUCUGAAUUAUUUCAGCGCAGGGUCAGAGGUCACAGGCCGCCAACAGAAGAAGAGAAGACUUCAAGUUUGAUGAACCAGCUGCCAGGGAGUCCCAAACUUUCAUUCCUGUCCUUCAAAAAUGGUUUUCAUGGCCGCUGCAUGGGUGAGUUGGAACACGCGGGCCCCGAGGUUGAGAGCCCCUGUUGAGGAGUUACGCUUUCACCUUUAUAAUUGAUUUUUGCGGCGUUAUACUUAAUGUCAGUGACAGGUGGACGAUGUCAUUUCAGUGCCAGGAAGAUGAUGUCAUGUCAGCGACAGGUAGAUGAAGUCAUGUCAUUGAAAGGUAGACGAGAUCAUGUCAGUGACAGGUAGACGAUGCCAUGUUGUUGUUUGGUUGACCCUUGACCCAUCAACAUCCCGAGUUCACUGACGCGUAUCCCUUGUGCCAACAGGUGCCCUGGCGAUGAGUCACGCCAAGUGGUUCCACAAACUGGACUUCCCCGUGCCCGACUGGCCAGUGGCGACUUUUCCCCGCCUCAAAUAUCCACUGGAUGAGUUCACCAGGGAGAACGAUCGGGAGGAGCAGACUUGUCUUGACGAGGUGAGGGUACACAGGUGUGUGGAUGUGUGUACUCGUCUUGACAAUGUACACAGGUGUGUGGAUGUGUGUACUCGUCUUGACAAUGUACACAUAUGUGUGUAUACGUGUACUCGUCUUGGCGAGGCAAGGUUACACAGGUAUGUGUGUAUGUGUACGUGUCUUGAAGAGGUGAGGUACACAGGUGUGUAUGUGAACUUUAUUGUUCUGCAACAAAUUUCUGUGUCUGUCGUGGUUUAGUUUUUUUUCCCCCUGGGCUGUCCAUGUUAUUGUUGCUGUCCAUGUUAUUGUUGCUGUCCAUGUUAUUGUUGCUGUCCAUCUUAUUGUUGCUGUCCAUGUUAUUGUUGCUGUCCAUGUUAUCGUUGCUGUCCAUCUUAUUGUUGCUGUCCAUGUUAUUGUUGCUGUCCAUGUUAUUGUUGCUGUCCAUGUUAUUGUUGCUGUCCAUCUUAUUGUUGCUGUCCAUGUUAUUGUUGCUGUCCAUCUUAUUGUUGCUGUCCAUGUUAUUGUUGCUGUCCAUGUUAUUGUUGCUGUCCAUGUUAUUGUUGCUGUCCAUCUUAUUGUUGCUGUCCAUCUUAUUGUUGCUGUCCAUGUUAUUGUUGCUGUCCAUGUUAUCGUUGCUGUCCAUCUUAUUGUUGCUGUCCAUCUUAUUGUUGCUGUCCAUGUUAUUGUUGCUGUCCAUUUUAUUGUUGCUGUCCAUCUUAUUGUUGCUGUCCAUGUUAUUGUUGCUGUCCAUGUUAUUGUUGCUGUCCAUCUUAUUGUUGCUGUCCAUGUUAUUGUUGCUGUCCAUGUUAUUGUUGCUGUCCAUGUUAUUGUUGCUGUCCAUGUUAUUGUUGCUGUCCAUGUUAUUGUUGCUGUCCAUCUUAUUGCUGUUGAUGUUAUUGAUGAUGUCCAUGUGAUUGUUCAUGUUAAUUUUAAUGCUUGAUGUCCUAACUUAUUGUUGUUGUCCAUCUUAGUGCUGCUGUCCUAACGUAUUGUUGGUGUCCAUCUUAGUGCUGCUGUCCUGGCCAAGCCACAUCCAAGCUACUUUCCGCCAUUGGCUUCUUUCAACUUUGUCAUUCCCGAUCAGAAUAAUACCUAACUUAUUCAUUCUUUAAAGGCCGCACUUAACCAUUGGAAGGGACAUAUGCAGCACUCUGUUCGGGAGACCGUUGAGUUAAAACUAUGUUUACAAAGCUAAAGCCACCAUUGUUACUCAACGUGUCAUUAAAGGUAUCACCAUAUUUGUGAUUCCCUUCAAGGUACGAGAUCUGAUCGCUAAGUACAAGAGGCGGGGAGAACCUGUGGCGGGAGUUUGUGUGGAGCCGAUACAGGCCGAGGGGGGAGAUAACCACGCAAGCGCCAGCUUCUUUCAAGGACUUCAAAACAUCUGCAAAGAGGUUGAUCAAAUUUUCGCUCAAAUUUUAUUAUCCUGGUUGGUUGGCAAUGAAUUCUGUUCGUGCUACGUUUCUUAUAUGCAAAAUUAUUGGAAUAGUUCACAGCUUUGUAUGAGAUGAAUUUUAGAAAAAUCUGUUGAUUGGUUGAUGGGACAGCCUAGCAUCCAAAGUGAAAAAUUAUGCAAUCAGUGCCUGGCUUCGCCGUUCUAAAGGGAUGAUUAACUUAAAGCGUGAAGCUGUGGGGGGGAAAAAAAAAGAACUAUAUAUUUUUAAAAAUAGGUUUGUGUCAGUAAGGUUUAUAAACAUUAAAUAAAUGUUUUUUGUGUUUUUUUUUUUAAAUGCCAUCACUUUUAAUUUUUGUGUGCGGGUUCUCCAUUGUUGUUGUAGUGUGUUGUCAUUCCAUUGUACAGCGUGUGGGGGCGUUUGCACACGUUCUUAGCUGAGCUGGAACGCUGGAGUCCAGUCUGUAUUAUUUUGAGUCCAGACUGUACAAAUAUUAGUCCAGUCAGAAUUAUUUUGAGUUCAGUCUGUACUAGUCUGAGUCCAGUCUGUAUUAUUUUGAGUCCAGUCUGUACUAGUCUGAGUCCAGUCUGUAUUAUUUUGAGUCCAGUCUGUACUAGUUGAGAGAGUCAAAUAUUAAAUCACUGAUACACAUAACAUGAAUGAUAAUUAUUCUUACUUAUUUCCCCCCCCCCCCCCCCAGAGUGGAGCUUAUCUGAUGCUAGACGAGGUACAGACCGGAUGUGGCGUCACGGGGAAAUUUUGGGCCCAUGAGCAUUUUAACUUGAGCCGCCCUGCAGACGUCGUCACGUUCUCUAAGAAAAUGUUGUCGGGUGGCUUUUACUUCACGGAGGAUCUCAAACCAACAGAGGUGGGCCGUCUUGACAAAUUAAUGUUACUAGCACUUAACAACCAUUUUGGAAUGAGCCUACCACCGUCAACAAGGUUGAUGGACCAUGGGGGUGAAUAGAACGUGGACGAAUUGAAAAUAGUAAAGAUGGGUGUUCUAUGAAAAAGUGUGUUUAAAUAUAUAUAUAUAUAAAUAACUAUGGAAUGGGACUUCUCAAAGUGAUCACGUGACUUAUAGAGUUCAAGUCCAUGUAUUCUUUCAACCCAAAUGAUUUCAAAUGUUGCCAUAAAACUAUCCAAUAAACACGUGAUAGGUUGAGCCAAUGAAAUGUUUCUUCAGAUCUGCCGUCUCUCCAACAGGGUUAUAGAAUCUACAGCACGUGGAUCGGCGACCCGUCUAAACUUGUUCUGCUGGAGGAGGUCAUCGAGGAGGUCAAACAGGAAAAACUCACCGACAACGCCGUUCAGGUGGGGACUGUACUGCUCAGUGGACUCAAGGAGCUGCAGGUGAGUGGUGUCUUUACAGGUGUGAUGAUGACAAAGUGAGUACCGAUGGCCACGCUAGCUUUGCCCGGACACAUAUAAGUAACAGUUUUGACAGGUGAGUUUUGUCUGGCCAGAUGAAUGUUCUCGGGAAAGGUGGGUGUUGUCUGGACAGGUAGGUGUUGUCUGGACAGGUGAUUUUUGUUUGGACAGGUGAGUUUUGUCUGGCCAGAUGAGUGUUCUCGGGAAAGGUGGGUGUUGUCUGGACAGGUAGGUGUUGUCUGGACAGGUGAUUUUUGUCUGGACAGGUGAGUUUUGUUUGGACAGGUGAGUUUUGUCUGGCCAGAUGAGUGUUCUCGGGAAAGGUGGGUGUUGUCUGGACAGGUAGGUGUUGUCUGGACAGGUGAGUGUUGUCUGGACAGGUGAGUUUUGUUUGGACAGGUGAGUUUUGUCUGGCCAGAUGAGUGUUCUCGGGAAAGGUGGGUGUUGUCUGGACAGAUUCGUGCUGUCUGGACAGGUGAGUGUUGUCUGGACAGGUGAGUGCUGUCUGGACAGGUGAGUGCUGUCUUGACAGGUGAGUGUUGUCUGGACAGGUCUUACAUCCUACCGUUGCAAUGGGUAGUAAACGUUGGGUUUAAUCCUUAAGAAGUAAACAAACAACUAGAAAUAUCAGGGACAAUUCAUGUCAUGUCAUUUUCUGUGGCCCAUAGGUCAACAUGUUGUCUAUGGCCCGCUGGUCAUCAUGUUUUCUGUGGUCUAUUGGUCAUCAUGUUUUCUGUGGUUCAUUGGUCAUUAUGUUCAACGUGUUUUAUGUGGCCCAUUAGUCAUCAUGUUUCCUGUGGCCCACUGGUCAAAAUGUUUAAAUGUUGGUAUUUAGGCUUAAACUUUGGACCAUAAAAAAGCCAAAAGCUAAAAAAGUUUAACCAACUUUUAUCCCAUUAGUCUACAGAAAUGAUUUCAUGCCAUCCACAGGACAUCUACCCUCAGCUGUUGAAGAAUGCUCGCGGCCUAGGGACAUUUUGUGCAGUGGACUUUCCUACAGCAGAUAUACGGGACAAAGUUGUCUCCAAACUUCGAAAUAAAGGUGCGUUGUGUGUCAAGAUUUGUUUGGCCAACAUUUGCUGUGUGGCUCAGGGUUAUUGUUUGGCCAACAUUUGCUGUGUGGCUCGGGGUUAAUGUUUGGCCAACAUUUGCAGUGUGGCUCAGGGUUACUGUUUGGCCAAUAUUGGUUGCGUGCAGGGGCGUAGGACGAAUGGAGGGGGGUCCAUCCAGGGUGGCACUUUUCUCUUUUCGGCCUAAUGCGUCGUCUUUUUUUCACGGAGGAAGUAGGCACAAAUCUUGGCCGGCCCCCGCGGCGUCCCCAACCCUAGCUACGCCACUGGUUGCGGGGCCUCGGUCUGUGGUAAGGCCAAAGGUCAUACAGUGUCACUAUUCAGAAGCCCAUUUGAGUCCUACAAUGGAUUGACUCUAGCUGUAUUUUCCUUCCCCAGGUGUCAACACUGGAGGCUGCGGUGUCUCCUCUCUACGUCUGAGGCCCAGUUUGGUGCUUCAAAAGCCUCACGCGGAGCUUUUCCUCAACGUCUUCAACUCUGUGUUGUCGGAGACCAGGUAGCACUAAAAGAAAACACAGACCUUGGAUAACAACAGGACUUUGGAUACCUUUUGUGUCUCUUAAGUAUGUGUGUUCAUAAAAGUUGGCUUCGAGGCAGUAUCUGACAUUGGAGAAUCGCCAAUCAAUGUUUAACAACCCUUUAGGAUUCUUGCCUGUAUCCUCAUGCGUUUGGGUGUUAAAUAUAACUCAUGUUUGCGUGUUAAAUAUUAACUCAUGUUUGUGUGUUAAAUAUUAACUCAUGUUUGUGUGUUUAAUAUUAACUCAUGUUUGAGUGUUAAAUAUUAACUCAUGUUUGCGUGUUAAAUAUUAACUCAUGUUUGUGUGUUAAAUAUUAACUCAUGUCUGCGUGUUAAAUAUUAACUCAUGUUUGGUGGUUAAAUAUUAACUCAUGUCUGCGUGUUAAAUAUUAACUCAUGUUUGGUGGUUAAAUAUUAA